Messenger RNA from Syngnathoides biaculeatus (alligator pipefish), 8374 nucleotides. RefSeq lists its product as uncharacterized. Lineage: Eukaryota; Metazoa; Chordata; Actinopteri; Syngnathiformes; Syngnathidae. The record is from RefSeq and is a predicted model, not a curated record. Gene Ontology annotation, molecular function: RNA polymerase II cis-regulatory region sequence-specific DNA binding; DNA-binding transcription factor activity, RNA polymerase II-specific. Gene Ontology annotation, biological process: regulation of transcription by RNA polymerase II. Gene Ontology annotation, cellular component: transcription regulator complex; PcG protein complex.
AAUUCUUGCCAGUUUCUACUUGACUAAGACAAUGUACCAUCCAUCCAUUUUCUUUGCCGCUUCUCCUCACGAGGGUCGUGGGGAUUGCUGGAGCCUAUCCCAGCUGUCAACAGGCAGGAGGCGGCGUACACCCUGAAGUGGUUGCCAGACAAUCGCAGGGCACAUGAAGACAAGACAACAGCCGCACUCGUAAUCACACCUAAGGGCAAUUCAUGUUGCGUGUUUUGCGGAUCCGGAGAACCCAGGGGAAACCCACGCAGCUCUUGAUCCACAGAGACGGGCGCGGACAGCGUUGCGGCGGAGCCAUGCCGAGCCCAGCCCAGGACGAGAGCGGGCCGGACCCGGUGAGCACCCGAACCGCACCGGAGCCGUCGGACAAUCGUACGGUUUCCACUGAGGCGGCGCCGAGUGAAGCCGUUGCACGAGAAGGGAGGGAUACUUCGACGGAGGAGAUGAACGGGACCCAAACUGAUAAAACGCUGGGAAACGAUUACAACCCUGUCCAACCCUCAGACGACGUUGAAGAGAAGACGCUCGAUCAGGGUCCAAAGACAAAUCCUCCAUCAGAGUCGAAAAAAGGUGACGGUACCGAAGGAGAAAAGUCGAAGAAACAGGACAGACGUUACUCCUGCCAGAGAGCCGUGCUCGAUCCUCUGAAGAUGAACAUGACCAAGCCGGUGGUGAUGCCGCUCACAUCAUCGGAGCUCUCGCUGCAGUGCGUCGAUUGCCACAUCAUCUUCAGUGACCCCAAGAGCAAAGAGCGCCACCUGAAGUUGAGCCACCCCGCUGAGUACGAGCAGUGCAUCUUGAGCAAUUCGCUUUUCGCCUGCUACCACUGCGACCGCCACUUCACCAACUCCACGGAGCUCCGGGCCCACCAGAAAACCCACGAUGAAUGGAAACCCUUCAAGUGCCCUCUAUGCACCCAGGCCUUCAAAAGGUUGUACGACCUCAAACUGCACACCAAGGUGCACAUCGGGCAGGACGGUUACACGUGUCCCGACUGUGGCAAAACGUGCAAAACAAUGACGCUGCUGAAGUACCACCGUCGCGUACACACCGGAGAGAAGCCAUACGUCUGUAAGGAGUGCGGGAACCGGUUCAGCAUGUCCCAAACGCUGCGGAAACACAUGCAGUCGCACUUGCAGCCAGGCGCCCCGGGACUGGGAGAUGCCGCAACCAAGGCGCCACAGAAGAAACAGCUUGAUGCCUCAAAAUCCGAGUACCCCUGCCCCAUAUGCAAGGCCACCUUCAAGAGUCUCAACGCACACCUUCGUCAUCUCAGAGACAAGCACGGUGCAUCACUCGCUUUGUUCGAUAAACCCCCGCAAGGAGUGUCACGUGAAAAACCGUCCGCUCCGGUAAUCAUGUCGAUAUCUGUUCCUCAACCGUCGUUGCUGGAAUUGGAGCCCAACGGGCCACUCCAGAAAGUAGACGGCAAUAUCGACACCGAGCCAAUAUGCCGUCUUAUUGAAUCUUUGGGAAAUGUCCAGAAAGUAAACCAAGUUGUGAUUUUGGGUCAAGUGCCUCCGAAUGCCCCACCACUGGAAGUUCAGCAACUCUCUGAGCUGUCCAAUUCAGUCAACCUCAGACCGCUCCAAUCACAUCCGGUGGGAUUGAAACCAGUGGAGGUGGUGACAGUGGAAGGAGACUUUUCAAACGACUUGUGUGAUCCAAUGGAGCAAACAAUCAUACUUGAACCCAUUACGCCUGAUGGACAGUUAAUCAUCACCCCCUGCCCAGACUUGACCUUUGGAGCCAGAUUGGAGCCAGAGGGAGAGGUGAUGCAUCAAAGUCAACCACAAUCGGGGAUUAAUAGAACAUACUCCGAUGCCUUUGAGCCAUUGAUUUUCCAAAAUGAAGGAACAGAUCUUAGGCAAGACCCUGAGCAAGCUGUCACAUUAGAACUAACCCCUAUCCUGGAAACAACUCCUGAGCUGCAACAACCACAAAAUGAGCAACAACCAGAAAUCCUACCGCCCCCGCUGGUACCAACCACAGAACUGGAGAAAACCUCUUAUCAAAAUAUUGUAAAUGAGCAGAGUACUGAUCUACCUGUCCCAUCUUUAGGGCCUACAGUUGAGGAGAACUUGACAUCUUUACAAAGCGAAGUCCAAUUGUUUGGGCCUGUAGUUGAGCAGAACCUGACAUCUUUCCAAACCAAGCAACAUCUCUCAGGUUCCACUUUAGCGUCAUUACAUGCACCCGCACAGGCUUCAGAAGAACCUGGCGCUAACUCACAGGAGACUGCUCAAUCACAGACUCAAAAUGUCAGUCAAGAUGAGGUGGACUCAUUGCCCAGUUGUGGAACCACCCAGGGGUCCGAAGAGAAGCUUUCACGAGAUGAAGAACCACCGGUUGAUCUCAAGGAGGACAAGGAUCAGAUGGAAAGUCUGUCUGAUGCCAUGGAUACGUCUCCUAAAAAGAAAGGUCCUUCGCAAUCCCCUGGCAAGCAGGCACCACAGGCCUCAGAGUUACCUGUGAAUUUAAUGUCAGCUCAAGAGCUUGUGAAAGUACGCAAAAGGAAGCCAGCCAGGGCCUUAAUCAUACAAGGCUAUAUGCAAGAACUAAUCGGGUCCAUACUCGAUGAAGAUUUACAAAGUGUUUGCAAACCAGCCAAACGCAAAAGAACAAAGUCUCAUCUUGCUAACUUUAGACCACAAAAGAAAAGCAAAAAACAAGAAGUGCCUUCCCAACAAUGCCAAUCUCCCCAAAAACAACCCGGAGUCGUUGUCGGAUCAAGUCCAUUAGGGAGUAAAGUUUCAUCACCGAAGGGGAAAAUUGCCAAUAAAAAUAAAAAAGCAAAGAAGAAGGCUCCAAUUAAAAAGAAACUGCAGCCUAAAAUAGUGCAAAAAGGUGGUCCCAAGAACGCGAAGGCCACAAAGAUGACGGAUAAAAAGAGAAAACAAAAGAAAAAAACCGUGAGUCCAAAAAAACAACGACCCAAAAGCCAACCAGAGUCACUUUGCCCACAAAUAACACAAGACUCACUCCUUUUGCUGAAAGGUCAUAUGCAGCCCCAGCUCAAGGUUCACAAAUUGGACCCUUCCAAAACAUCUGGGCAAGAAACAUCACCGAGGGAAAACGCGUCCCAGCAUCGCAAAAACAACCGGGCACAACCUAAAACCAAGACUGCAAACAAUCCCAGCAAUGUUGGUAAGAAAAAAGGGAAACUCAUAAAGAUGUCGUUGCUCUCAUUUCUAAAUGCAUCCCAUCAAUCAACUGAAGCCCAGCUCGUCAAGCCAAAAACCGUUCGGAAACGCAAAGCUUCCUCCAACAUUGAGACUGAAGGGGUGAUAACCUCCCUGCACUCCAAGCGAGCUUUAGAGUGUAAAGACUGCGGGGAGACAUUCGGUGAAGUCGCCUCCCUUCAGAAGCACAAGACGAUGGUGCAUAUUUUAGAAAGUCCUGAACUUAUGUACACAAAUGGGAACAUUUUUGAGGGAGUCUCCAGAUUAGAUGUCGGCUGUCAAGAAAGAGUCAUUCACCUGACGAAUCCCACCACAGGUUGGGAUAUUGAACCGGAGAUUGCAUUUGGGGACAGGGAACGAACUGUCUCCUUUCCUGCUUUGGUUCCUUCUCCGUCUUUGCCUACUCUGCCUGCCGAUGAAGGUAGUGUUCAGCUUCCGGGCUCUCUGAAACCAUUAGAUCAGAUCCAGAACCAGACUUUUAAUUUGAAUCCUUUAUUAGAUGGCACAACUCAAAUGAAGCAAAAUCAAUCCGUGGUGUCUGUAGACAAAGGGCAAGAAGAACGUAUGCCCAAGAACCGCUGUUUAGAAUCUGAACACCGGGCCCCCAUAGGAGAGGACAUUACGGGGGAUGCUUUUUUGGGGGUAGAUGUUGUUACCGUCGGGAAAGAGAAUGAAGACCUUCCCCAAAGGGCUUCUGUUGAAGAUGCAUAUUCCGUAGCAGGUGGCUCUGAAAAAACAACCAGUGAUCAUGCAACAAUUGUGAGACGUUUUCAGCCGGUGCCUUGCGCCACGCAUCAAAACGGACUUAAAGAUGAGGAAGAAGAGGUGUCAGUCCAGAAGAAAACCAAUAAAGGUAGUGGGGUUAAAAGACGAAGAGGAACGGAUCUAAAAGUGGAUGAGAUGUCGAGGAAACGUUUGAAACCAGAUGAGGUUUCGGAAGAUUUAUUGGAGAUGGAACAGGAGGAUUGUCAGGUCGUUUACGAAAAUGUCAAGAGUAAUUCCCAAAUGAAUGACGAUGAGACCACUGCACAGACUUCCUUGACUGAUAUUCAUCUGGGGCAUGAUCCCCAUCGAGGUCCUUCUAAUGCCACAAAUACUCCCCCAACACACCCUAUUUUGGACGAAUCCGCUGUAUCUCGGGGCGAGUCGGACAGGGAGAGUCAGCCAUCUCCAGGGAUUUAUAUUGAGAAGACUGUCACGGCCGAACCCGGGUUGCCUAACAGGGAGCCUCCCGAGCAGACCGAAAGACGGGGUUUGAAGCGCACUCCUGGGAAUGAGUUUCAAAGACUGAUCAAGGUUGAAGAGAAUACAUCGGAUCCACUGCUCGGCGCACCCUUGAGUCGAAGAGAGAGCGGCAGAGCAGGCAUGCAGCCACAGCAGAACGGAGACAUUCGGACGGUUCUGGUGAAGCAGGAGAGUAGAGUCCUCCAUGAUGACUCCCGGUCCACACCCGAUAGCAGACACAGCCAAUGGAAUGCGGAACAAGUCACCGAUCGAAACCCCGCCAGCCCCCACACCGAGGAAAAGUCCAGUGACUUCCCCCCGCCCCCCGACUUAAGCAACAAGCAGUGCAUCUUCUACCCGGUGAAGGCGGAAGAAAGGGAGCUUCCCUUGGGUGCCGCUCACACUAACGACAGAAGGCCAGAUGCGUCCGCCGACGUCAGACAGACACUACAUCCGGCCACAGAUGAUGGCAGUCUGCAAGACCUCCACGAUUCGAGAGGACCAGAUAUGAUGGACGUUCAUGACUUUGCAUUUGAACAAGCCGAAGCAGAGUUUCAGAAUCCACCGGACACGCGGAGCUUUCUCCUGCAGAGUUCUGAAGAAGACGACGCGAGCAGUUCGGAGUUGUCACAGCCGCACGCUGACGCGGAGGCAGAAGUCCUGGCUCAUUUCGGCAAGAACCAAGGGAACUGCUCACACCAAGCAGACGUAACAACACUAACGGUGUUCCAAGAAUCCCCAAGAGAGGCCACCGAACCUUUUGAGUACUUCUCCAGGUAUUUUGGCUGGGACACCUGGUUAGAAAUUUCCCGCUGCACCAAUCAAGCGUCUGACUCCGUCACCGCGGCGGAAGUCGCCAAGUUUGUUGGGAUCCACAUCGCAAUGGGAACUUUGAAGUUUCCCAGCCCACGACUCUACUGGGACAACUUGACGAGAGUGCCCUUGAUUGCGGAGGCCAUGGCGCUUCCCCGCUUCCUUCAGCUGUCGCGGUCGUUGAAGCUUGCCUCGUCCGCUAAAGGUCCGCCUAAUAUAAGUGAAAGAACUCAUACUGGCACCGACAGGAGCGCCCAAAGUGGAUUGCCAAAUGACUCCGUGAACCCUUUGUGGAAGGUUCUCCCGUUAUUGUGCCGCUUUCAAAAAGGCUGCCAAUCAUUUAGGAGACAGGGUGACUAUGCAGUGGAUCAGUAUUUGAUUCCCUUAACUGGUAAGCUGGACAAUAACAGGCUGGCCUUGCAUAGCACCGCCUUGAUCGGAUUUGAGGGUUUGCUCCUGCACGUGGAUCUCAAGGUAGAUCUUUCGGACAAGGAGGAUGCCGUGGAGAAAAUGGUCCCCAAAGGCAGCACCGUUUUUCUCUGCAAGCAAGAGCUGUCCACUCCCGCCAUGCUGGAGCGACUCCUGGUGGCCGGGAUCCACGGCGCCGGCCGGGUGGGCGGCGCGCAGGGCCAGAUCGGGGAUGAGUUCGUGAGCUCGGACGGCAAGCUGAUGCUGCGCAGGUCGCACCGCGGCUUCAUUCUGUCCACGGCGGGAGACGGUCACAGGAACAUGGCCUCCCUCAUCGACAAGUUCGAGAAAGCCCAGGCGGCAGCUCGCCUCAACAGAGAUUUGUUGAAUCUUUACUCCAUUCCGGUCUCCACCUCACCGACAGUUUGGCCUCUCGCUGUGCUCUGGUACCUCACAGAUUUGGCUUUAGUCAACUCCUGGCUCUCGUACAGACGCGCAGGUGGCCUCGUCUGCACUUUGUCACUUAUGGAUUUCAGACUGGCCGUUUCCAACGCUUUGAUCCAUUCCAGCGGCUCAGACCCUCAGAACUCUGUCCUCCCUCAACCCUCCCCGGCAAAAGCUAACUCUAGAACCGACCCACCUAAUCCCGGGACAGUAGAAGAAAGCCCCCUCCCCGACGCGGCUACGCGGUACGACGGAUCGGGGCACUGGCCGGAGCAACUGGCCGAGGGCGAAGGGGGCAGGUGUCGGUUUGGCGACUGUCAGAGGACUUCGCGAGUUCUGUGCCUCAAGUGCUGCGUCUUUCUCUGCAUCUCGCGAAACCACAACUGCUUUUUGAAUUUCCACAGUCAGGCAAGUUCAGGGAGUACCUAGCACCAGACCGUUCAGUCUUACUUUUCUGUAUGUUGCUAUUUUGGUGAUAAAUAGUUCACGGCAACAAUGUCAGGGUGUCUGAGAACAGCGAUACAAACACAACAGUACUUGUAGCUCAGAAGUUAGCAACAUUUUUUCCCCCUCUUUUGUACUCCGACAGUACAUACAAUCUAAACUGAAGUCCAGAAAUUCCCAAGUUAACGGUAAUAAUUCUUGUACAGCAUUUCCUCAUAUAAUGGUCAAUAAUUGAAGCGGGAGAUUUUGUUGUUUUUACAAAUUGGAUUUUUGUAUUCCCCCCCGACUCCCUCUGCUAAUAGGUACCGCUAAUGAGCCUCCAUUUAAACACUGGCAUGAUAUAGUAUGUCUUGAAAUAAAGUACAAAAUUGAAAUGAAAUUGAAAUAAAAUAAUUAUUAUUUAUCAGAGGGCGACAUGGUGGCCCAGCUGGUAAAGUUUGCGUGUUCUCCCCGUGCCUGGGUGGGUUUUCUCCGGUUUCCUCCCACGUCCCGAAAAACAUGCAACGUUCAUUGGACACUCUAAAUUGCCCGUAGGUGUGAUGGUGAGUGCGGCUGUUUGUCUCCAUGUGCUCUGCGAUUGGCUGGCAACCAGUUCAGGGUCUACCCCGCACGUUGACAUCUCCUCCAGGACUCUUGUCCUUUAAACCCUUGUGAGGAUAAGCGGCAAAGAAAAUGGAUGGAUGGAUAUUUGAUGCGGGCGACGUGUUGUGGGGUGACACUUCAGAUGUCAUAGUAAAGGUUUUUACAGACACUCAUGACAUUUUCUUUUUUUUUUCUUUUUUUUUGGCGUUGAGGCAUCAAUAGGUUAUUUUUAAUAUUCACGCCACAGGCCAAUAAAUGAAAGCAUGAUAUCUCUUAACAGAGACCUUCGAAAUGCUGUACUUUAUUGCCCAUCCAUCCACUUUCUGAGCUGCUUAUCCUCACAAGGGUAGCGGGAGUGCUGGAGCCCAUCCCGGCUCUCAUCGUGCAGGAGGCGGGGUUCCACCUGGACUGGUUGCCAGCCCACACAGAAUGAAACAAAUGGUCGCACUCACAUUCACACCUACAGGCGUGAACAGGGCAAAACCUGGAUCAAAACAAUUGUAAAUAAAUCUUCGUGAUCUUGCUCUGUUUUUGGUUCUUCCUUCUUGUCAAUGAUAAGCACUGGCCAUGUGGUGCUUUUGCACUAUUCUGUCUUGAAGUAUGGUAAUAACAACAAAAGAAAUUGUAUAGUAUGUCAUAAUUAAAAGUGUAGAAAUACGGUUAUGGGUUAGGGUUAAAUGUGAAGGUCUUAUUGUAUGUACUUGUCGGAACGAGUUGGGUUUGACUCAUUUCCUUUUGUAAUGUUUUUUUUUUAAUUAUUAUUUAACAUUUCACAAUGUUUUUAUGCAAUAAUUAUGGAUUUUUUUUUUGGUUCCACUGUUGAUAUGACAAAAGUUUAUUUUCAAAAGAUUGGGAGUCUGGACUAUAAAUGAUAAAGUUGCAUAGAAGAAAAGUGGCUUUGAAGGGGGGUGCGCAACAAAAAAUGACAAUGGAAUUCAUCUGGAUAUUUUAUUUUUUAAAAUUUGUUUCAUCUUGUCACAGAUCAAAUUGUCUUUUCUCAUGAAAUAAGUUCUAUAAACAUUGAAAUUAAAUAAUUUGAAGACGAGUUGCUCAUCUCUGGCACCAUAAGGGACGAUCAUAUAUCCCUGUGAUUAUGGUUAUUGUAAUUAAUAUCCAUGGCCUCAAUGUUUUUCAUGCAAAUAUUUACUGUAUUUAUGAUUGCGUUACUGCAGAUUAAUAACGUAUUUGGUUGUUCAGGAAACGGAACUGAUCCAACCCUGUACUUCGUUAUAAGCGGGUUAUUAAUGUGUUAUUCACAUUUUAAAUAC